Messenger RNA from Siniperca chuatsi (mandarin fish), 4330 nucleotides. RefSeq names its product NAD kinase a (gene nadka). Gene Ontology annotation, biological process: NAD+ metabolic process; NADP+ biosynthetic process. The transcript has 12 exons. NCBI's taxonomy places the organism in Eukaryota, Metazoa, Chordata, Actinopteri, Centrarchiformes, Sinipercidae. Gene Ontology annotation, molecular function: NAD+ kinase activity. The record is from RefSeq and is a predicted model, not a curated record. The coding region runs from base 163 to 1503 and encodes 446 amino acids.
GAAGCGAUGAGCUGACUGUUGACAUCUCUCUAAUAAAGUAAGAUGGUGUAACAUUAUUAUCUAACGGAAUAAUGGCGAGGCUCUGAUCCUACGGCAGUUUGCUGCGCUCCAAUUGUGUGUCGUCCCCUGUAACGUUGUGGAUAAAAGCCUCGUCAAUGAUUGAUGCGCCCGGGCCCUGUCAGUUUACUUGCAGCCUGGCUGUCUGAGAUGGAUGGUGGAGAGGAGGUGCGAGUGGAAGCUGCCCCAUACUGCUGCUCCAACUGUGAUGGAGGGGAGGUCGCCGGCCGCAGCCUGGCUCGACGCAACAGGAAGACCCGCAGCCUGAGCACCUCCUCAGCCAGCAGCUCCUCUGAGUACAGGAGGCCUCAGUCACUUCAUGGACCAAGCCCUGUGACCACGUUCGGGCCAAAGGCAUGCAUGCUCCAGAAUCCACACGCAGUGAUGCACAUUCAGGACCCUGCCAGCCAGAGACUGACAUGGAACAAGCCACCAAAAAGUGUCCUUGUCAUCAAGAAGAUACGAGAUGCCAGUCUGCUCGAGCCUUUCAAAGAGCUCUGCAUAUUCCUCACCGAGGUGAAAAACAUGAUUGUUUAUGUGGAAAACAAAAUUCUGGAGGACCCAGCCAUUUCAGGCGAUGAAAACUUUGGGGCCAUUACUAAGAAAUUCUGCACUUUCAGAGAAGAUCUUGAUGACAUCUCCAAUCGCGUAGACUUCAUCAUCUGUCUUGGUGGAGAUGGAACUUUGCUGUAUGCGUCUUCCCUCUUCCAGGAGAGCGUUCCACCGGUUAUGGCCUUCCACCUGGGCUCCCUGGGCUUCUUGACGCCUUUCAAAUUUGACACCUACCAGUCUCAGGUCACCCAAAUUAUUGAAGGUAAUGCUGCCAUCAUCCUGCGAAGUCGCUUGAAAGUCCGGGUGCUUAAAGAGAACUCGGAGAAGAAGGCCAGAGUGGACGAAAAGGGCAUCAUCUUGACUAAUGGGGACAUUGAAAGUAGCCGAAAAGCCAUGCAGUAUCAGGUACUGAACGAGGUGGUGGUGGACAGAGGACCCUCAUCCUAUCUCUCCAAUGUCGACCUCUUUCUGGAUGGACACCUCAUUACCACAGUGCAGGGAGAUGGUGUGAUAGUAUCUACACCUACAGGAAGUACAGCGUAUGCAGUGGCAGCAGGAGCGUCCAUGAUCCAUCCCAACGUCCCAGCCAUCAUGAUCACCCCCAUCUGCCCGCACUCGCUCUCCUUCAGACCCAUUGUGGUGCCUGCCGGGGUGGAGCUCAAGAUAAUGCUGUCACGUGACGCCAGAAACACAGCCUGGGUGUCAUUUGAUGGAAGAAAGAGACAAGAGAUCUGCCACGGAGACAGUAUUACCAUCACCACUUCCUGCUUCCCUGUUCCCUCCAUCUGUUUCCGGGACCCGGUCAAUGACUGGUUCGAGAGCCUGGCACAGUGUUUACACUGGAACGUGAGGAAGAAGCAGAACUACCUCAGCUCAGAGGACGAGGAGUUCUGAGGCCCUUUUCCACGAUCUUAAAGGUCUUCUCGAAGGUCUCCAGGACUCCUAAGUCUUUGUUUUAGCUUGACCGUGCUCUGUGCCGUUUUUUGUUUUUUUAUGGAUGGAAGGACUCACCAAACUCCAUUAAAAAAAAAAAAUAAAAAAAAAUAAAAAAGAGAAAAAAAAGUCUGUUAAAAUAAUGUUGCCUUUCAUAUGUAUUAAAAUUAUUCCAUAGAAUACUGUGGUACAUUAACAAGUAAUGGGCCAAACAGCCCCUCUGCUGAUGUUUUAUUCUGGUGGAAUAAAUGUGUGAGAAUAAAAGGCAAACUAUGAAACCCCAAAGUGUUCAAUUACAUAACACUCUACUUUUAUUUAGCUCAACAAGGAUACUACCUACCAGCUAGUUGGCUGGGUUGGCUUGUAAGCUUUGAUUAUUACUCACCAUUAGAAUGAAAAGCCAGCGUGAAACGGCAGCAGCUAGCUGAUUAAUUCAGAGUUAUCUUGGCAGGAAGAGAGUGUAUUUAUCUGUAAUCUUUAGUUGUUUUAGACAACAAGAGCUAGUUAGCUAGCUGUUAGCUAAUAGCAGUUGUUGAGUCUGCUGAGACGCUGGAGACAUGUGAUUGGCUGAUAGGUGAGGAGGCAGAGACUGGUGACAACUACACUUCUGAAAAGUGACAUUUUGAAAUAAAGUGUAAUUAAGAAAAAUGCUAAUAUGACAUAAAAAAGACUUUUGAAAAGGGAAUUUUGAAAUAAGUAUGUCUAUAAUAAAACAAAAAAUGACAAACAAAACUUGGUUACUAUGAAAAUAAAAAAUAAUGAAAUAGCAUUUCAUAUAAUUUAGUUGAGUUUCAAUAUUUUGUAAAAUUAUUUCACAAUUUGUUGGACACUUUGGGGCUCCAAGAAAUCUGAUCGUUGAGCCUAAUCAAACUCACUCAUGCUACUCAGAGAACAGGGAACACACCCAUAGUAACCUAUCUAAGUUUGUAAGUUAGAAGUAUGCAGCAUUAAUGAGGACUCUGUAAAAUUCCCCAGAAUAUAUUAUGUCAUGUUCUAAUGUGUAAGUAUGUUAAAAUGGUGGAUUUUUUAAUGGAGUUUGGCCCCACUAUUGGUCGGGGAUUAUCCCUGUGUUUUCUUUCUGUAUGCUGUGAAAACUGGCCUUUUGAAGUCAAAAUGCAGUUUGUAGAGAAAGUUUUUUGACUAGUAAUCAAAAGGAAAUGCACGGCUUAGGGUGACCUUGUACUAAAACACACAAGGUCAGUUGUGGAUGGCAGUUAUUGCAAUACUCUUGAUGGGUGUUAUCAGGUCUGUUCUAGCACUUUUUAAAUCCUUAAGACAGAUGGCAGGGACACAUAUUCUACUUUAUAAACAACAAACGCUAGUUCUCUCAGUAGAGGUAGGUUGCACAGGUUGCACUUCUCUGGAAAAAAAAAAAUCUGUUAAAUCAAACUUUCCAGAUUUCUGUUAAUCUAAUCAGAAAAAACUGAUGUAAUGCCAUCAAUGAAUGACAAAUGUUGUUUUACACAGGUGCACCCUGGGGAAUGGCAGAUUUACAGUACAUCUACUUGACAAUAGUGGCCCAACUGUACAUACUGUGCCUUAAACACUGGUAUCAAUGUAUAGAAAUAUUAUUUUUCAAGGUUUACAUCACAGAAUUUUUUAAAUCACAAACUUGCACAGAUUUGUAAUUUGUGCAUUUUCAUUACCACAUGUUGACAGUUGUCUUUGCUGCCUGCAGCACAUGACACUUGAUUGAUUGAUUCAUGUAAUUAUGUAGUAUGUUCCAUAGUGUCACUGUUCUGCAGUCAUGUAGUUAAUGCGUUGGAUGACAUAUCAAGAAUGUGAGCAGGUGGAAUUCAUUCCAGGCAAAGAGACAACAGUUCAGAUGUCUUCAGUGUCUUUUUAACGGUUGUUUUUUAAAAUCUCCUCCAAGCCAUAGCUGAACUCUGUGUAGGUUUUGUAGACCAAUAUCUGUGGGCUGUGGGUGAUUUAAUGGUCUGUGUGAGUAUGUUGAAGAAUUUAAUUAUUUCAGAUUUUGGUGCAUCCCUUCUUAUCAGUUUGCUUCAAGUCUGUCACUGCACAGUCUUGGCUGAAUACUUUAAGGUGGCCUACCUUAAUGUCUAGAUGUUAAUAUUUACAUUGUGAAUUGGCUCAACAAAUUGUGUCUUGGUGAAGAACAGUGGUGACACCUGUUGUAACUCAAGUGGUCCAACUGAGCUCUAAAAGGCAAUCAUUCCUUUAACUCUGAGUGUGUAAAUAUUUAUGUGAUGCCUGAAUAGGAUGUAUUUUGUAAAGUAUAUAUGUUUAUUAACCGGUUUACAAUGUAUCAUUGCUGAAAAUAAAUCUAUUUGGUACUUUUUUACAUUAAUAAGUUCUUCAGUUGUUAAUUCUUUUUGUUGAUGAAGAAAAAAGUCUGUUUUAGCAGUUCUGAUUCUCAAAUUUUUUCAACAGUUUUGAUGAGAAGUACUUGUAGUACCGUGGAAGUACAGUUAAGUACUUGCACAUUCAAAUAGAGCCAAAGCUUAUUCAAAAUGCAUUCCCAGAAAACUUGAAUAGUCUAAUUUUCAGGUGAAAUUCUUUCAUCCAUGUGUCGAAACAGAUACUGGCAACCGAUAUAAGUUUGUUUCAGAUGUUGGUCUGAACUGUUUAGUCCCAGUAAACCCCAGUUCUACAAAAAGCCCAGGCUUUGACUUGAACUGUCAACUCUUGUCUUAAAAGUGCUUUUCACUUUUGUAACUGUGAGAGCCUCUAACUCUGACUUUUGUAUCGGUAAGUUUGUUAAUGUUUCUAAUAUGAAUCCUGUUAUUUUGUUUUCCAGAGCACUUUAAUAAACAGAGAGAAAAUUUAA